AAAUCCGUCGCAAAAAUCCCUUCUAGCUUCGGCCUGAGUCAUGAAGUCUGCAUGGAACUUUAGUGCCAAUGCAGCGCCAUUCCAUGGCUUGGAUGACCGAAUCCCAUUUUUACAUUCAAGGCGACCUGCUGUAUCCGCUCUGGCUCACAUAACGUACUAAUAAAGGUUAUUUUCGAUGAUUAGCUAAACAUCGAACGGUGCCGAAUGCCGGAUAGUUAGUUAUAGAUGUCCAAAGAAAUAUACAAUACUGCCCGCAGCUCGAUGGUGGGGUUCGGAUUUAUAAUCUCUAUAAUGGCGCAAUGAAUACUACUACUAGCUUGUUUGAGUAGGAUAGCACCAUCAAGGGACGGAGUUGGGGCUCAGAAGAAUAUUGAUAAGAAGGCGGAGCCUCCCGUCUGUUCAAAACUCUCAAUUCUCCUACUGCAGUGAUAGGACAAUUAAGCAAAACUACCGUCAAUAUGUCAAAACUUUUCACUCCUCUUAAGGUGGGCCGCAGUGAGCUCGCUCACCGAAUUGCCAUGGCGCCCAUGACCCGAUACAGAGCCGACGAUAACCAUGUUCCUCUGCCUACAGUGAAGGAAUACUACGCACAGAGGGGAGCUGUUCCCGGCUCGCUGUCUAUCACCGAGGCCACGUUCAUUUCUCAACAAGCUGGUGGCUACGCAAAUGUUCCUGGAAUCUACACGCAAGAGCAGAUUGAUGCUUGGAAAGAGGUUGUUGAUGCUGUUCAUAAGCAAGGAUCGUACAUCUACCUACAGCUAUGGGCUCUAGGACGUUCUGCCGACGCGGAGAUUUUGAAGAAGGAAAGCAACUCAGAUCUUGUUGGUGCUAGCGAUAUACCAGAGUCUCCUGAUGCUGCUAUUAAGCCACGUCCCCUCAGACAUGAGGAGAUUCUUCAGUACAUUGAGGACUAUACACAAGCAGCCAAGAACGCUGUUGCCGCCGGAUUUGAUGGCGUAGAGAUCCACGCCGCCAACGGCUACCUGCUUGAACAAUUCAUCCAAGAGCUUACCAACAAGCGAACCGAUCAAUGGGGUGGAAGCAUUGAGAACCGGGCACGUUUUACGCUGGAGGUAACCAAGGCAGUUGUUGGAGCUAUCGGCGCAGACCGGACUGGAAUCCGCUUCAGCCCAUUUGCCGACUUUAUGGGAGAUAUUACCUAUGACCCGAUUCCCCAAUACGAGUAUAUUGCCGAGCAGUUGAAGCCUUACAAGCUGGCUUAUGUACACUUGGUUGAGUCUCGCGAGAAGGGCAAUGACAUUACGCCAGUUAUCAAAGCCUAUGCCAAUACCAGCCCUGUUCUUGUAGCCGGAGGAUUCCAGCUCGAGUCUAGCAAAAAGGCCGUUGACGAGGAGUACAAGGACUACGACAUCGUUAUUGCAAUUGGUCGACCUUAUACUUCCAACCCAGAUCUGCCGUUCCGGUUCCAACAGGGAAUUCCUCUGACGCCGUACCAGAGAGAGACGUUUUUCGCUGCCCAGCAGGAUAAAGGCUUUCACGACUUUCCUUUCAGCGAACAGUUUACUGCACUUAAGGCGCAAGCAUAGAUACCUAGCGUUGCAUUAUCAAUGUUAAUCAGUUAAAACAAAAGCACAUAUUAAACAAG
Molecule: messenger RNA, 1606 nt
Organism: Trichoderma asperellum CBS 433.97
Lineage: Eukaryota; Fungi; Ascomycota; Sordariomycetes; Hypocreales; Hypocreaceae
Gene: FGAOX3
Product: Chanoclavine-I aldehyde reductase fgaOx3
Molecular function (GO): FMN binding; NADPH dehydrogenase activity
Source: RefSeq, a predicted model, not a curated record